This is a messenger RNA of Triticum aestivum (bread wheat), 1767 nucleotides long. RefSeq names its product E3 ubiquitin-protein ligase DIS1. The record is from RefSeq and is a predicted model, not a curated record. Bases 481 to 1386 code for a protein of 301 amino acids. Gene Ontology annotation, molecular function: ubiquitin protein ligase activity; zinc ion binding; protein binding. Gene Ontology annotation, cellular component: cytoplasm. Gene Ontology annotation, biological process: multicellular organism development; ubiquitin-dependent protein catabolic process. NCBI's taxonomy places the organism in Eukaryota, Viridiplantae, Streptophyta, Magnoliopsida, Poales, Poaceae. The transcript has 5 exons.
CUCGAACCGGACUCGCCGACGGAGCUGCGGAACAUAAACAAAACGCAAGGGGGAGGAGGGAGAAGCUUAAUUCGAAUUCUGUCGCCUCUCUCUCCUCGGACUCUUCUCCCCCUCGCUAGCCGGCGCCGCAAUAGAUCGCCGUUCGCCAGUGCCGGAGCAGGCCCCCCAUUCCGUUCCCUCUUCCCCGCGAGCUCUUGGGUGGCGGAAGAUUGGGCCUUUGGAGGGAGGUUCCCGAGAUGUUCGUCCAAUGAGUCCGCACUCGAUUCCGUUCCAGUGGUUCAAAUGCUAGAGCAGGAGCGGCCGGAGGCGCAGGGGUUUCGCUACCUGCCUGCUUCGGGCAUCUAGGGUUGCUUCUCGAUCUAGGGCGGUUUCGUGCCGUGCAGAUGCGAUUCAUUCUUGGCUCCUCCCACAUUAGAGCGUGUGUUUGAUAGACAGAACCGGACCCAUAAGCAGGUCUAGUACAACCUCCGGAGUUUUCCCAUGGCCUCGGCUGCUUAUACUGAUGAUUCUGGUUCCGAGGUUAUUGAUCCUCCAAAGUCUGAGGUACUGGAUGUUGCUGAACUUGUCGGCGAUCAUAUCCAGCUUACACAAAAAUCAAAUGUGGUAGCUUCUAGCAGCGUUCGCGAACUUUUGGAAUGCCCUGUCUGCUUGAGUGCCAUGUACCCUCCUAUACAUCAGUGCUCUAAUGGCCAUACAUUGUGCUCUGGAUGCAAGCCAAGGGUUCACAAUCGCUGUCCAACUUGUAGGCAUGAACUGGGUAACAUAAGAUGCCUUGCUCUUGAGAAGGUGGCUGCAUCUCUUGAGCUUCCAUGCAAGUACCAGAACUUUGGUUGCUUAGGCAUUUACCCAUACUACUGCAAGCUGAAGCAUGAGUCACAGUGCCAAUAUAGGCCUUAUAGUUGUCCAUACGCUGGAUCUGAAUGUACAGUUGGUGGUGACAUUCCAUACUUGGUAAAUCAUUUGAAAGAUGAUCACAAAGUUGACAUGCAUAGCGGAAGCACUUUCAACCAUCGCUAUGUCAAGUCAAAUCCUCAUGAAGUUGAGAAUGCGACCUGGAUGCUUACGGUUUUCAGCUGCUUUGGCCAGUACUUCUGCCUGCAUUUCGAGGCAUUUCAGUUGGGCAUGGCACCUGUGUACAUCGCUUUCCUGAGGUUCAUGGGAGAUGAUGCGGAAGCAAAGAAGUACAGCUACAGCCUGGAGGUAGGAGGUGGUGGGCGCAAGAUGAUCUUUCAAGGGGUUCCCCGGAGCAUCCGAGACGGCCAUCGGAAGGUCAGAGAUAGCUAUGAUGGGCUAAUAAUCCAACGGAACAUGGCCUUGUUCUUCUCUGGUGGUGAGAGGAAGGAGCUUAAAUUGAGGGUCACCGGGAGGAUUUGGAAAGAAGAGUGAAAUGAUCCAGCCGAUUCAUCCAUUUCCCUGGUAUGAAUGAGCCCAUGGGUCGCAUCAUGAAAACUGUAUUUCCUAGGGGCUGAUUCUGAAGCGUGCAAAUUGUAAUACCUGUAGCCUGUUUUAGCCAUCGUCUGCUCGAUUGGUGUCUGCUCAGAUAACCUGGGUGACAGUGAUACUGUUGUAGGAAUCUCCUCUUUGCCAUUCUGUAGCAUAGGGGAGCCUAUUGGCAACACAUGAGAUGUAAAGGUUCUAUGUAGCUUUCGUUCUCUGUUCCAAACUCCGUUUCCAUGAUUCAUUUAAGAGGAUGUGUAACAGCUUGAGAAUUAGAACGUGGAUUUUAUCAUGAUGAAAUGCAAGAAACAUUGGAGUUGGCGUUGCAAA